AUUAUUUAUCAAAAUUUCUGUAAAAUUUUUAUCUUUCUGUUAGUUCACAAUGUCUGAAAAAUGGAUAUCAAAAAUUCUCGGUGAUCCCUACAGACCUUUAUUCACACAUCCUACCAAAAACAACCCUAGAUCUCUCAAAUUUUACGGUAGGAAUUAUUCGGUUAUUCCUAUAGUUAUGCUGGCCAUUGCAGACAUGUGCUGGUUAACAUUUUGUAGUGUUCAGGGUUUUAUUAGGACCAACGUAGUUCUGACGAGGUGGGACAGGACUCAAAGAGAUAUGAUCGACCUGUUGAUAAAACCGAGAAAUAGAAAGUUUUUAACUUUUAAUCAAACCUUCCCUGUUCAGCAAGAUCUGUACGAUACGUACAAAAAAAUGGAGGAGGCAGAACAAGAAGAAUGCGAGGAAGACUCGAUUCCUCCUCGACAAGAAGAAUGAAUUGAAGUCAAGAAAAUAUAAACAACUAUAUCAACAAAUAAAUGAUGUUUAUUUUUGUGGUUUUUAUUGUCUAAUAAAAUACUCUUUUAAAUGAA
This is a messenger RNA of Diabrotica virgifera virgifera (western corn rootworm), 531 nucleotides long. RefSeq lists its product as uncharacterized. The record is from RefSeq and is a predicted model, not a curated record. Bases 50 to 436 code for a protein of 128 amino acids. The transcript is spliced from 6 exons. NCBI's taxonomy places the organism in Eukaryota, Metazoa, Arthropoda, Insecta, Coleoptera, Chrysomelidae.